This is a messenger RNA of Paramacrobiotus metropolitanus, 1564 nucleotides long. Its product is annotated as synaptophysin-like. Bases 313 to 1077 code for a protein of 254 amino acids. The record is from RefSeq and is a predicted model, not a curated record. Gene Ontology annotation, cellular component: synaptic vesicle membrane; synaptic vesicle. The transcript is spliced from 8 exons. NCBI's taxonomy places the organism in Eukaryota, Metazoa, Tardigrada, Eutardigrada, Parachela, Macrobiotidae.
UCGAAAGCUGGCAAUCCCAUUUUUUAGGAUCAUCGGAAUUGGUUUCUGCAUAAAGCUUGCUGAUAAAAGUUGGGAUGAGCUAUGAUAGCAGGUGCUGCUUAUAUCGGCAUUAGAAUAGUGCGGUGAAAACAGUGAAAACAUACAGUAGCUGUACCUUUUUUUGGGGCGUCUCCAAAGUUGCUUUGGCUUGGAUCGGCGCAAAGUAAGCCAGUAGGCUGAUCAGUUGUUUUUCCAUCGACGAUUAGAUUGAUUCUUCGAGUUUCCAGAGCUGGACUGCGUGGAAUUCGCUGAGUGGUUGUUCACGAAGCAGCGAUGGAUGCGAUACGAGAAGGUAUGGAGUUUAAUGGAAGAGUGUGGAAAGAACCGCGGGGAUUCAUUAAAAUACUUGAACUGGUGUUCGGGAUCUGCGCAUUCGCGACCACAAGCAGCUUUUCGUCUUUCCUGACUAUACUGUUCACUUGCAAAGACAAAGGAAUGGCUCAGAAAGCAAAGGAGAUCCAUUUUUCAUAUCCUUUUGCUUUGGACACCAUUCACAUCCCCCGUGAUCCAUGCAACGAGACGUCCCCCGUGAUUCCCCUGGGUGGCCCGUACACUUCUUCCGCGGAGUUCUUUGUCGCUAUUGGUGUCCUGACUUUUUUGUACUGCCUGGCGGCACUGCUGUUAUACCUUUUUCUGGAUAAACUAUACCGCGCGCGAGAUAUGGUUGCCCAGACGGAUUUUGUGGUGACGGUCUUCUUCGCCUUCAUGUGGUUGGUUUGCGCGUCGGCAUGGGCGCAUGGCGUGAACGGAGUCAAACAUUGCACUGAUCCCGCCGUAGUCUCCGAGCGAUUGACUUCGACGAAACUGACAGAAAAAUUUCCAUCGUGCAACUCAUGUUUGCCUGGCCAGUCUCCCAACUAUGCCAAUCUCAACAUAUCUGUACUUCUGGGCUUUCUGAAUUUUUUCAUCUGGUGCGGUAAUGUCUGGUUCCUGUGGAAGGAGACCGCCUGGUAUCGUGCCCGUUAUCCUGCUGAAGGCGGUCAGCCAAUGGGCAGUGCGUCGGGACCACUGCCUGCAUCGAACAUGGACAGAAUCUGAAUGGGAAAACACCUGAUGCGCGCAUCCGCUUGACGGUAUGUUGGCCACUUGAUUGAUUGAUUGUCCCGCCUGCAGAGUGAGUCAGUUGAAGAAAGAGUGAAUAUUUCCUUACAAGUUACCAAUGUUUAAACUGAUUGAAUUUCCCUUCUAACGCAUGUUUCGCUAGUACCAUUUUGAAAGCGAAAAGAUCAUUUUGUGUUUGUUCUCUUGGAACACGCAUUGUACUCAUUGGCGAUUAAUUAGGUCGUUUAGGCCGCUUGACCAAACAUCGGUUGUUGCUUACUUGAUGUGCUAAGUCCGUUGUUCACCCUAAUGUGAAACCUACACUGCGGUUGUUCAGAGGAAAUGCUGGUGCAUUGUUACAUAACACUGUUGUAAAGUUAUCUCUCUUUUUAUUCUCUCUCAAUCUUUGCUCUUCCUUCGUAGUUGUUGAAUUGUCCUGAUUGGGUGUUAAAGUUGACAUUAAAAUCAUGCUUAUCCCAGGCAA